CGUGGGCGGUGGCGGCGGCGGUUCCGGUUCCGGCGGCGGCGGCGGCGGCGGCUCCGGGGGGAAGGCUCCGGGAACCCGGGAACGGCACCGGGAGCGGCUCCGAGCGCGGCCCACCCCGCACCGGCAACAUCCCCGCCCGCCCCCCCCGCCUGCCCCGCAACCCGCCCCCCCCCCCGUGAUCCGCCCGCGCCGCCCCCGCAGUUGGCAGGAGGGAGAAAAUGAAAGCAGGCUGCAGCAUUGUGGAUAAACCUGAAGGAGGAGGAGGGUAUCACUUCCCGGAGUGGGCUUAUAAAACCGAGUCCAGCCCUGGCUCCAGGCAGAUCCAGCUGUGGCACUUCAUCCUGGAGCUGCUCCAGAAGGAGGAAUUCCGCCAUGUCAUCGCCUGGCAGCAGGGAGAGUACGGCGAGUUCGUCAUCAAGGACCCCGACGAGGUGGCCCGGCUGUGGGGGAGGAGGAAAUGCAAACCCCAGAUGAACUACGACAAGCUCAGCAGGGCCCUCAGAUAUUACUACAACAAGAGGAUCCUCCACAAGACAAAGGGCAAGAGGUUCACCUACAAGUUCAACUUCAACAAGCUGGUGAUGCCCAACUACCCUUUCAUCAACAUCCGGCCCAACGGUGUGGUCCCCCAGAGCGCUCCCCCCGUCCCCACGGCCUCGUCCCGCUUCCACUUCCCUCCGCUGGACGCCCACUCCCCCACCGAGGAUCCCCAGCCCGGGGGCCGCUUCCCCGGCGGUUCCCUGGGGCCGGGAUCCACCCCGGAGGCUCUGCCGGACGGCGGCGGCGGCGGCGACAGGAAGCCGGAGCUGCCGGAGCUGCUGGAAGAUUCCUCCUCGGAUUGGCGCCGGGGGGGCGUGGAUCUGCUGGCCCCCCACGGCGGCCCCGGCGGCGGGAGCGUCGCCCACGCCAAGCGCAAGCCCGACAUCGUCCUGCCGCUGUUCCCCCGGCCCGGGAUGUUCCCGGACCCCCACAGCCCCUUCGCCGUGUCGCCGCUGCCGGGCCGCGGGGGGGUCCUCAACGUGCCCAUCUCGCCGGCGCUGUCGCUGACGCCCACCCUGUUCUCCUACAGCCCCUCGCCGGGGCUCAGCCCCUUCACCGGCAGCAGCUGCUUCUCCUUCAACCCCGAGGAGAUGAAACACUACCUGCAUUCCCAGGCCUGCUCCGUGUUCAACUACCACCUGAGCCCGCGGACUUUCCCCCGCUACCCGCUGGUGGUGCCGCCGCUGCAGUGCCAGGUGCCCCUGGAGGAGCAGCCCCAGUUCCCCAUCAAGCUCCAGCCGCCUCCCGCCGGCCGCAAAAACAGGGAGAGGCUGGAAAGCGCCGAGGAAGCCGCUCAGCUCAGGGUGAAGGUGGAGCCCGCCGGGGACAAGGAGCCCGAGGAGGCCAAGGACGGAGGAGAGCGGAGGGAAGAAGGUUCCGGAGCGGAGGAAGGCAAGGGGGGGCCGGUGUUCGCCCGCCCGGCCGCCCCGUCCUGGCUCCCGGCGCCCGCCCAGCCCGGCUCGUCCUCCUCGGAAGAGCCCCCGGAGCAGCAGCAGCAGCAGCAGCAACAAGGGGAGAGCGGCGUGGAGAAACCCCCCCGGGAUCCCUGCGGAGAGGCGGGAGCUCAGGAGAAGAGGGAGGACGCCCUGAUGCCCCCCAAGCUGCGCCUGAAGCGCCGCUGGAACGGGGACAGGCCGGCGGAGCCGCCCGAGGAGAACGGCAGCGGCCUCUGGAACGGCCCCAACGUCGCCGUCCCCAAGGCCGUGGCGGCCGCCAGCUCCGACACCUAAUCCCGGGGCUGGGAGAGCAUCCAGGGAUUCAUGUAGCAGAGGUUGCAGAGCGCGGGGAGGGGAGGUGGCGGGAGGGGGUGGGACACGGGGGGGGGGUUAGAGGCUGGUUUUGGGGAUUCUAGGAAUUCUGGGGGGGGGUGGGAGGAGGGAGGGGGGGUUGUGUUCUCUUUGUUUUCGUUGUUGACUCGCAGGUGAGAUGCCGGGUUGUUCCUGCUCCGGGUCGUUCCCGCUCCGGGUCGUUCCCGCUCCGGGUUGUUCCCGCUCCGGGGUCGUUCCCGCUCCGGGUCGUUCCCGCUCCGGGGUCGUUCCCGCUGCUCCUCCGUCGUUCCCGGGCUUUCCCGGCUGAGCUUUGGGCCUGGCACGGACUCCCAAGGGGGGGUUGAGGCCUUUUUUUUCCCCCAGGGAUGGAGGAAUUCCGGGCGUGGCCUAUUUUGGUGUUUAUAGCAGCAGGAAUCUCCAAAUCCAUGUAAUUCCCUGGGGUUUUUUUUAUAUAUAUAUAUAUAUAUAUUUACACGGAGCGUGCGAUGGCGGGAGAGGAGAAUUCCCAGCUUUGCAUCCGCCUCGGGAGCUGAGGGGGGGUAGGACUGGGAUGAGGGAAUAUUGCACUGUCCUUGGAGCAGGGGAAGGAUUCAGGAAGACACGACUGAGAAAAUCAGGAUGCUGCCGGAGCGGGAGAGCCGCCCUCUCUCCCUCUCUCUCCCUCUCUCCCGGAGAGGGAUCCGCAUUCCCGGCUCUCCGGGAUCCGCAUUCCCGGCUCUCCGGGAAAAAUCCUUCUUUUCGCCUUUUAUUUUUGUUUUCUCCUGCAGAAGCCAUGAGCAAAAAACUCUUCAAAAUCCUUCAGGGAAUCGGGAACGGGAACGGGAUGUCAAAAAACCUUAACCCAAUGCCUUUAACAGACGCAUUAAAAUGUACCCGGGGGGGGCCCCGGGGGGGUUUUCCCAAACCUCUCCCUCCCCCCUUCUCCCAAGUCGCGCGGGUGGAAUUUGGGAGCGACGGGAAAGAUUGGAACGUCGGGAAACGAUUGUGGUGGAGCGGGAACGCCGGAAUCGCCCCCCGGGAACGCCCCGGGGAGCCUCGGUGACUCCAUUCCCUGCGUUUGGAUCCCCCUGUCACCUUGACUCAUGCCUUAAACUACGCGUGGACUCGAUCCCGGCGGGAUCCGGCCACGGGAGCGCUUGGAUUUCAUGGAUUUUCAUGGAUUUUCGUGGAUUUUCGUGGAUUUCCGUGGAUUUUCGUGGAUGUUGCCCCGGUGCCGGAGCGGCGGCCGCGUCUCCCGGCGCAAAUCCCGCUGUAUUUUUUGCUACAAAUCCUCCUUAUUUCCCUACUCGGCCGACAUUCCCCUUGGGACCGAUUCCCUCGGGAACGCGCUCCCAUCCCGGCACCGGGAUGAACCCUCGAUGAUUCCUCGGGAAGGAGCUUCGGGAAAAACCUGCCGGGGACGGAGCCGCAUCCCGAGGGGGAGGAUUCCCGAGGGAGCCGCUCCGGGAGCGUCGGGAGCACAGUUUGGAAGUGGAAUUCAGGCAGGGAUUCCGGGGGCUGCCGGGAUGAGAUGCCGGGAGUCGGGAGCCGAUCCCGGGAGUCGGAUCCCGCGCGACCCGGACGGGCUCCGGAUUUUCCUGGAGCGUGGAGGAAAAACGGGAUGCGAGGAGCCUUUGGAUCGUCCCAACCCCGCCGAGGGUGUCCAGGAGUGAACUCAGGAAUUAGAAAACACGAGGCCUUUCCCCAUUCCCGGCUUUGAUCCGUAUCCUCCAAAGUGCCGGAGCCCGGCGGGAAUUCGGGAAUUCUGGGGGGGGGGGGGCUGGGAUUGGCCCCGCCCCCUUUUCGUUCGAGGCAAAAAAAAAAAAAACAAACCCCGAAACAAAACAAAACAAAAAAAAAAAACAUAAAAAAAAAAAAAGUUGGGACUCGUUUGGCUUUAAAAAAGUUUGGAAUGACGGGGGGGGUUGGGGGAGAGGGUGGGAAAGGGGCGGGAAUUGUUUUUUUCCAUAGCCAUUGCACUGCAAAAAACCCACACAAAAAAAAGCGGGAGCUCCACGUUCAGGGAUAAAGGAUUCCCGUUCUCAGGAACAGCGGAUCAGCCACCGGAUCAAGGGGAGGGGUCCUCAGAGCACCCCCCCCUCGGGAUCCCAACCGGACUUCCCGUUGCCUGGAAAAGCCUGGGAAGAGGAGGAGGAGGAGGAGGAAAAGGAGGAGGAAGAGGCGCUUAUAAAUACAUUUAAAAAAUAAUCGAUUUAAAAGAGAAAAAAAAAAAAAACACGCAAAAAAAAAAAUAAAAAUAUAUAUAUAUAUUCCAGAUGUGCCAAAAUCUUGGAAACUCGUUAAAAAAAAAAGAAAAAAAAAAGAAAAAAAAAGGUUUUUAAGUGGUUUGAGAUCUCCACGUCCACCUGUAAUGAAUUAAUCAAGAGCAUGUUAAUUGUUUUAAAAACCGUUUUUGGUUUUUUUUUCUGUUCGUUCGUUCGUUCGUUGGGUUUGUUUUUUUGUUUUUUGGGGUUUUUUUUCGAGCUUUUCUUUAGUUGGUAGAGAAAAAAAAUCCGUAGGGGAAAAAAAAAAAAAGAGACUUUUAACGGGACAAUCGGCAGCAAGGCCAAGGUUGUUUUGUUUUUUUAUUAUUAUUAUUUUUGGGGAAUUCAGACCAUCCAGGCGGGACAGAGCCCUGUCCCCCUUCCCAAAUCCAGGUGGGAAGAGGAGGAGGAAGAAGAGGAGGAAGAAGAGCCCCUUUCCAGGAGCAUUAACAGGCCCCUCGCUCGGUUGUCCCUCGGUUUUUUUUCCUUUUAUUUAUUCCAUAAUUAUGUUUUUAAAGCUGGUUUUUUUUUCCGUUGGGGGGUGGGUUUUUUUUCUCUCUCUUUUUUUGUCUUCUGGAUCCUGGUGGUUUUUUUUUUUUUUUUUUUUAAGAAAAAAAACCCACGAGGAGGAAUUUCUUUUGGUUUGCUGAAAUAACCAAUAAUCAGUUUUUAACAAGGAGAAAAAAAAAAAAAAAAAACCACGUUGAUGAUUUCUUUUAGUGCUUUUAAGGCGACUUUAUUAAGUUAGAAAAGGGGGGUUUUCGAGUUUGUUUUUUUUUUAAAAAUCACUUUUUUCCUGAGGCGUGUUCUUUGACUUUUCCUGGAGUUUGAUUCCGCAGGGAUUAGCGAGGAUACAUAACCCAGAGCCUGGGAUUGAACGUGUGUGUCCGUGUACAUACCAUGUAAAGUAGUUUCAAAUACUCCAUUGUGCAGUGCCUUUAGACGUUCCACUUUCUAUAAAGUUCUUCGAGGAAAAAAAAAAACACAAAAAAAAAAAAAGAGGAAAAAAAAAAAAGGUUGCAUAUAUAUAUUAUAUAUAUAUAUGAUGUAAUGUUAUAGAAAUAUAUGUAUAAUAUACAUAUUUUUUUCCAGGGGUAUCUGAUAGCUCUGUAUUUUGUUAUGGAAGUUGAAAGAAAACAAAAACAAAGUAUUUUACCUCAAAUUAAAAAGUUAAAUAAACCUUUUAACAAA
This is a messenger RNA of Pseudopipra pipra, 5242 nucleotides long. RefSeq names its product ETS variant transcription factor 3 (gene ETV3). The transcript has 5 exons. The record is from RefSeq and is a predicted model, not a curated record. Gene Ontology annotation, biological process: cell differentiation; regulation of transcription by RNA polymerase II. Gene Ontology annotation, molecular function: DNA-binding transcription factor activity, RNA polymerase II-specific; sequence-specific DNA binding. The coding region runs from base 219 to 1769 and encodes 516 amino acids. Lineage: Eukaryota; Metazoa; Chordata; Aves; Passeriformes; Pipridae. Gene Ontology annotation, cellular component: nucleus.